Lodderomyces pseudojiufengensis is the source of this 981-nucleotide messenger RNA. RefSeq lists its product as uncharacterized. Bases 1 to 981 code for a protein of 326 amino acids. Gene Ontology annotation, biological process: maturation of SSU-rRNA from tricistronic rRNA transcript (SSU-rRNA, 5.8S rRNA, LSU-rRNA). Lineage: Eukaryota; Fungi; Ascomycota; Pichiomycetes; Serinales; Debaryomycetaceae. Gene Ontology annotation, cellular component: nucleolus. The transcript has a single exon. The record is from RefSeq and is a predicted model, not a curated record.
AUGAGUAACGAAGAUGAUGAAUACAAGAGAAGUUUAGAGAUACAGCGAAGAAAUUUCGAAGCUCAAUUUGGAUCCUUAGAGGAUAUGGGGUAUGAAGAUAAAACAAAUCAGAAUGAAGAGGAAGAAUUUACAGGGUUUGAUAGUGAAAAUCUGGGGGAGUCCGAUGAGAUGGAGUUAAAUAAUAUUUCUGAGGAACUGGAUUUCACUAGUGAUUCCGAGAUAGGUGAGUACGAAGAAUAUGAGGAGGAAUUCAACGAGCCAAUACCGAAGCCAAAAGUUGUGAAAUUAAAUUUGUCAACGUCAGAACAAACACCAAUCAUCACAUCCAAAAAAGAUAAAAAACUACUAAAAUCAGGCCGUGCAGCGACAGUAACUGAAAUUGAAACUGCAAAUCAAAAGGCAUCAAAACAAACAGCCAAACAAUUACAAAAGUCUCAAAAAGAAGAUUCAGAAAAUUUAGAAAAUGAUUUGAAAUUACAAAGACUUUUGAAAGAAUCGCAUAUCUUAGCUAAUAAUAAUCAAUUUAGUGGUGUUGAUUUAACUUUAAAAACAAUAGAUUACGAUGAUCCCACUGGAAAAGGUAGGAAACGAAUAUUGAAUUCUCGAAUCAAUGAAUUAAGUUCUACAAAUAGAACCAAAGAAAAGAAACUUGAAUCAAUGCCAAUGAAAAUGAGACAAGGUAUGAUAGCUAAACGAGAUUCAAGAAUUGCUAAAUAUGAAAAAGAAGCUCGUGAUGCGGGUAUUGUUUUAUCUAAAUUAAAGAAGGGUGAAGUCAGAGAUUUGAAUAUUGGUAAAGGUACAACUUCUUCAAUGGAUAGAUUAGGUAAUGGAUUGAAAAAGAAAGAUAAAGUCAACAAGAGAGAUAGAGGGUUAAAAAUUAAUGGAGUUGGUAAAUCUACAAGAAAUGGAUUAAUAAUAUCACAGAGUGAUAUUGAUAGAAUAAAUAAUAAAGGCAAACCAAAAUUUAAAAAACGAAAAUAA